This is a messenger RNA of Lentinula edodes (shiitake mushroom), 1436 nucleotides long. RefSeq lists its product as uncharacterized. Lineage: Eukaryota; Fungi; Basidiomycota; Agaricomycetes; Agaricales; Omphalotaceae. The transcript is spliced from 3 exons. Bases 280 to 1182 code for a protein of 300 amino acids. The record is from RefSeq and is a predicted model, not a curated record. Gene Ontology annotation, biological process: regulation of DNA-templated transcription. Gene Ontology annotation, molecular function: sequence-specific DNA binding; zinc ion binding.
AUGGCUCAAUUAGAGGAUACGAUGACCGCACGGCUUCGAUGCAUAGUCAUCAUCAGCCUUCUCCUCCGCAGUCGUCUUUCAAUGGACCCCCGACGAUUAAAUAUCGGCCACGAGAAGAAGAGUCUCCGUCAAGCUACACAAAUUCUCAACCCGCAUCACCCAAUCUUUUUACUGGGUUAGAUUAUGAUCAGGUAAACAGGCGCAUGCCUCAACUUCGUAAAGCUGUUUUUUAAACUCAUUCUUCUUUACUUUUUCCUUUCUUGUCCUUGUCAACAGCUCAUGAAGCAAAUAAAAUUCGUCGAAUCACCGUUACGCGAAACUCUGUCAACAUUCCGGUCGCCCCAUCGAAACACUUUGGAACAAAUGAUGCAAGCUGCCACGUAUGCCGCUCAAGUGCUUAACUCUGCUGCUGGCAUUAUUACUCCUACUGCCACCACCACCAUCUCGCCUCCACCAUCGGUCACCUACCAUCAGAGUCAUACGAUGCCGCCCUCUCAAGGAUAUGGUAUUAACCGCCUCUCGUCGCCCACAUCGAGAAAUCGUAUAGAAAACAACACUCAAAGCCCGCACACCCACACGUUUGCCAACGAAAACUCACCGCCGCUUUCGGCUUCUACGCCAGGAUCACUGAAGCGGAGGCACACAAACGACUAUCCGGAAAACUCACAACAGUCACCUCCACUCGGCGGGUCGAACUUGGGAUUGUCUACGGUUCCACAGGCUUUGAACCAACAACAUCCAGUGCCAUCAUCUUCACUGGCACAACCGCCGUCGGGACAGCAGCAGCAUUCGUUCUCGCCCUCGCAACCACUCUCUCAGCCGCCAUCGCAACCGCAACCUGGUGUUGUAGGUGGGAUGACCUCUUCUAACCCACCCCCGGCACAACAGGAUGGACAAACCUGUUUAGGCUGUGGUGCUACGUCAACUCCCGAGUGGAGGCGGGGACCUAUGGGUAAGUUCAAAGCCUUUCCGGUUCCUCUCGCUUCACCCUUAGGGUUUUGGAUUGUGAUUCGUUCUCUUUCGUUCUAUGUCUUGAGGUACUCGCUUCUCGAAUCUUUGACAUUCUAUGUCACAGUGAAUUCUCCCUUCGAGAUCACUAGCGCUGUCACAAACCGUGCAAGCUGUCUACUGUUCGAACAGCCUUUCGUAUCUGUCACUCAUCGUCUUUAUUGUCACUCAUAGGUCCACGAACACUGUGUAAUGCAUGUGGGUUAGUCUAUGCAAAACUGAUCAAAAAACGGGAUCGAGAACGUGCGCGAGGAAACGGGAGUAGCAAGACUAAUGGAAACAGUCGCCCUGCGAGUGCUGCUGGUGAAGGACACCGCAGUGGUAGCGGUGGUGGUGAUUCUGGGUCGGGAGAGAGCGAUGAGGAUGAGCCAGAGGAUGAUUAUGGCUCUGGAACGUCUGGCCAACGCAGUGAAUUUGGGUGAUUUAUC